Molecule: messenger RNA, 1143 nt
Organism: Lolium perenne
Lineage: Eukaryota; Viridiplantae; Streptophyta; Magnoliopsida; Poales; Poaceae
Source: RefSeq, a predicted model, not a curated record
AUGGCGGGCCAGCAGGAGCACACAGAUCCAGCGAAGCGUGCGGCCCUCUUCUGUGGGAUUCUCCUCCGUCACCAGGAAGAGGGUGUUUGGAGAAGAGGCACCGGGGCGGCGUCCCUACCGACGGGGGGGGAGGGGCGCGACGGCCUCUCUUCUCCAGAUGGCGGAUGCACGGGAAAUCUGAGGGUGGGCGGCGAGGAGGUUGGGUCCUUCUCCAUUCUCCAUGAGGCGAGGUCUGCACAGGCAGCAGCCCUCCUAGUCCUGGUCCCUGUUCUCUUGGCGUCCGUCCUCCUCAUGGUGCGCCGCUUCGGGAACGGGACGGCCACGGCCACGGCGAGAGCCAGAGAGGAGGCGCUGGGCAAGCUGCCCUCUCCCCGCGGCCGGCUCCCCGUCAUCGGUCACCUGCACCUGCUGGGCUCCUUCCCGCACGUCUCCCUCCGCGACCUCGCCGCCCAGCACGGCCGCGACGGCCUCAUGCUCCUCCGCCUCGGCGCCGUCCCCACGCUCGUCGUCUCCUCGCCGGCCGCCGCGCAGGCCGUGCUGCGCACGCACGACCACGUCUUCGCCUCCCGGCCGCACUCCCCCGUCACCGACAUCCUCUUCUACGGCUCCACCGACGUCGCCUUCUGCCCCUACGGCCACCACUGGCGCCAGGUCAAGAAGAUCGCCACCACGCACCUCCUCACCGCCAGGAAGGUCAGGCUGGUCGUCGCCAAGCUCCGCGACGCGGUCGGCGCCGGCGCCCCCGUCGACCUCAGCGACAUGCUCAGCGCCUUCGCCAACGACGUCGUCUGCCACGCGGUGUCCGGCAAGUCCUUCCGGAAGCAGGGCCACAACAAGCUCUUCCGGGAGCUGGUGGAGGCCAACUCCUCGCUCAUCGGCGGCUUCAACCUCGAGGACCACUUCCCGGCGCUGGUGAAGAUGGACCUCAUCAAGAGGAUGGUGUGCGCCAAGGCCCGGAGAGUGCACAAGAUGUGGGACGACCUGCUUGAUAGCCUCAUCGACCACCACGCCAGCAAACCGGCGUCAGAACGCGGCGGCGAGGACUGCGACUUCAUCGACGUCUUGCUUUCCGUUCAGCAAGAGUACAACCUCACGAAAGACCAUAUCAAGGCUCAGUUGACGGUACGCACACGUAUAGUAUGA